Messenger RNA from Pocillopora meandrina, 2969 nucleotides. Lineage: Eukaryota; Metazoa; Cnidaria; Anthozoa; Scleractinia; Pocilloporidae. The record is from the annotation of a GenBank genome assembly.
GAUGAUAUCAUUCGGAAGAGGCUGUUGAUUGAUGGAGAAGGUGCGGGUGAUGAUCGCAGAAUUACCGCGCUUUUGAAGACAUUUCUGAAAUGGUGUAAUUCUACUGGCGAGGAGGAAGACAAGUUAGUACUGUUUCAUAUUUCUUCAUCCAAGGAUUUCCUUUUUUUACUUCAGAUUUAUAUGUGCGAUUUGUAGGAAAGCUUAUUUCUAGAAUGCGUGGCUACAUAAGAUUUGUCUCUGUAAGGUCGCGGUCAGCUGAAGAGCUGUUUAUGAAUACACUAUUUGUAUAUUAUGGUGUUAAUGAAGUCUUCAUACUGUGGACUGUGUUCCUUAUAGGUAAGCGACUCACUGUUUGAUUUGGACUUUAUGGGUCAUUUUUUGACUUUUCAGGACUGUGACUAACGGCUCAAUGAAACUGUAUUAAGUAAGAUUAGUUUAAUUUCAGACUAUGGCAUAGUUUUCGACUUUCUCAGUGUAUUGACCAUUUAAUAGGGACCUUAAGCAGUCAGGACAGAGAUGUCAAAGAAGAUGUAAAUCAAAAAACGUAGUUAUAGUCGAAGGAAGAAUUUUGCAAAGGCUAGAUGUCUCUUACAGUCUCUUAUGGCACCACACCUCAGCUUCAGCAUAAUGUACAUGAGCAGAGUUGAAUUCCAAAUGGAAACUCAAAUAAUUUGUUGUCAGGGUCUUGGUUCUCUGAUCACACAAAUAUGUGGGAUUUCAUGUUGUUGUUUUGCAGAGAAUGGUUAAGACAUGUACAAAGUUUUAAAGCACAUUUGCUGAGUUAUUUUUCUGCUCAUGAGAUCUUUUGUUUUGCAACAUCCUCAAUACUAUUGCCAUCAUGGCUUGCCUAACAUCCUUAAUAACAUUGAUGUAAGUAGCUCUUCCAGUUAAAGUUGAGCCUGGUUUUAACCAGCAAUGCAAGCAUGAGCACAAGUAUAAAGUAAUUAUGCCAAAUGAAAAUGAACUUGACAAGCACAAGUAUUAUCACAAGAAAAAAGAAGAAAAUUUCCAUCCUUGUGCUUGUGUUUGUGUUUAUGCAUGUGUUGAGGCUGUUUUCAUGGUGAAAUAAGAGCUGUUAAGCUUGGGUUUGCAGUUACAUUUGUGCUUGUGUCGCUAGUGAAAAACAGGCUAUAUAUUACAUGGCUUUUCAUUUUGUUUGUCUUUUUUUCCUUUUCCAGUGAUGCCACAUAUCAGAAAAUGCUUAUUCAACUGGCUCAGUGUGAAUUUGCUAUUGGUAAAACACAGACUGUCUAUGAAAUGAAUGAGCUGGAAACUGAAAACUAUGAGAAGAUUUAUAGUGAAAUAGGUAAGAGUAAUUUUUGCUUGUAACUUGAAUUGUAAAUUUUAAAUGUAAAAAAAUUAUUGCUCAAUGAAUAGAUCUUUACAGGUUGCAGCAAUUUGAGCCAUUGCAGGAAAAGAAGUUUGAAAAAACUGCUUACUGUCAACCAUACAAUUCUUAUGUUAGUUCAGAGAAUUUAGUAUUGGAUCAAUUGGUUACCCCAUACUGAUAUUUUUCUUUAUUCUCAUCACUUAUCUGUUUGAUAUUGUAUUGAUACUGUAAGGAGAAAUUCUGUCUUGGUUACUCACAUGAGUUAAAGGGUUAAAUCAAGAGAUGCAUCUUUGAAGAAGCUGAAAUGUUGAUACUUACAUGAAAUGAUUUGUGGUGUUACUUCCCAUGAGUGACAAGGUUAACAUUUUGCUUUAAAAAACAGAGCAGAGUAUUUCACUUGCCUAUGAGGAAAUUGCAUCCUGCAAGACUGAGCUGCAGAAAGCAAAGAGGAUAAGAAGAAACAGACAAGGUACAGGAACAUUGUAAACAAUACAUGUUACUUGUACUUAAACAGAAAUUAUGUAAGGCCAUUUUGAUUACUGUGGUGCUUCAUUCACUCUCAAUUCUGCUUUCCUCCUGUAAACUUUGAAAUUCUAAACCAAAAACUCCAUAGAGAAACUUAACUUUUUUUUCAUCAAUUGCCAAAUUCUAUCAUACCAACUCCACUCCCAUCUUCCCAUAUUCGUUGUGAGAGACUUGGAAUUUCUUGGGUCCAGGCUUGAGACAAAAAGAGUAGCAUCUUUUGAAUACCAACUUUUAUGUUUAUUUAGAAUAUGAUGCACUUGCUAAGGUUAUCACCCAACAUCCAGAGAGGCAAGAAACUCUCAAGUAAGUGUGGGAUAUUUUUGUAUUUAUUAUAUUCCUUCUUAAAUGAUUCAACAACCUUUUGUUAUCAGCAAGUAUGCGCAAGUCAUUUGUAUUAACCUAACUGGCAAGGUUUUCCAGAGAUAUUUAUUGAAGAAGUAGUGUAUUUUUUAUUAGGUCUUACAUUGGAUCUAACUGUUCAGUUGAAUUUUCUCUUUGCAGACAAAUUGAAGAACUAGAUAAAGAACUCAAUUCUCUGACAAGUACUAAAGAAAGUCUUUUCUCCAAGGUAGGUGAAUCAAAUUAGCAAAUUUCUUCAAAGUGCUCUCGUCAGAAUUGUGUGGACAGAGAGAUAGAAACGUGAAAGAAUUGAAACAUGUAAGAGCACUGUAGACUACAGGGGAAAAAACAAGGGAAGGAUGAAAAAAUAUUCUUUUUUAUUGACCCAUCUGCAGACCUUCUCAAAGUUUCCCUUAAAAUAUUAAGUAACAAGGGAUACUGCCUCUCCCAUGGAUGGGAAAAUAAGCAAAACACAUCUUCCCUUUCUUCACAAUUUUCAGAGCAUUUAAUGGUGUGAUAACCAUGUGCAUGUUGAUGUGUGAGGAGUUUUGAGGCAUGAUGGUAUAAGACUUGAUAGUUCCUAAAGAACUUUAUGAGCCAGAAAUUCUGUUUGUUGUCAAAGAAAGUCAAGUACAAAUAAGUAGUUUGAAAAUAUCAAUUGUAUAAUUAUGUUAUUGGAUAUUUUCUUCCUUUUUUCCAGCUUGAACUGCGACAGAAACAGUUCCAUCUUCUCAUCAACACAAUUCACGAGUUACAACGGAUGCUAGAAGGUGAG